Daldinia caldariorum is the source of this 1722-nucleotide messenger RNA. Its product is annotated as DUF300-domain-containing protein. Gene Ontology annotation, molecular function: transporter activity. The transcript has 7 exons. NCBI's taxonomy places the organism in Eukaryota, Fungi, Ascomycota, Sordariomycetes, Xylariales, Hypoxylaceae. Bases 1 to 1722 code for a protein of 573 amino acids. The record is from RefSeq and is a predicted model, not a curated record. Gene Ontology annotation, biological process: transport.
AUGGCUGGCGGUACCGGCCAAAAGUUCACCACUGCUACGACAAUUGUUGCUGGUGUCUGCUCUCUGGCAGCAACCCUGCUGUCUAUCGUCUCGAUAUGGCUUCAACUAAAGAAUUACCGGAAGCCCCUCUUACAACGAUAUGUCGUACGGAUAUUAUUGAUGGUUCCCAUCUAUUCGAUCAGCUCGUGGGUUAGUAUGGUAUCUAUGGCUGCGUCAGCAUUUCUCGACCCUAUAAGAGAUAUAUAUGAGGCCUUCACCAUCUACACUUUUUUCCAGCUCCUGAUAAACUACCUCGGUGGCGAACGAGCCCUUAUAAUAAUGGCACAUGGACGCGCUCCUGUGCAUCACCUGUGGCCGCUCAACCACGUCCUUCCAAAAGUCGAUAUUUCCGACCCACACACAUUCCUUGCUAUAAAGCGAGGAAUCCUCCAGUACGCAUGGCUUAAGCCCAUUUUAGCUUUUGCCGCAAUUAUCAUGAAAGCAACAGGCAUAUAUCAGGAGGGGUAUAUUGGGCUCUCCUCAGGCUACUUGUGGAGCGGCAUCAUUUACAACAUCAGUGUUACUGUUAGUCUAUACUCGCUUGGGCUAUUUUGGGUCUGCAUGCACAAUGAUCUAGUGCCCUUUCGACCCGUCCCGAAAUUUCUGUGUAUCAAGCUCAUCAUCUUCGCUUCCUAUUGGCAAGGAUUCUUUCUUUCCAUCCUGGUAUGGCUAGGGGCCAUUCCGGACGACGUUCAGGGGUACACUUCGGAUAAUCUUGCAGCUGCCAUACAAGAUGCAUUGAUCUGUUGCGAAAUGCCCGCCUUCGCUGUGGCACACUGGUAUGCCUUCUCUUGGCAUGACUACGCCGACAAUACACUUUCGUCCGCUAGAUUACCUGUCAAGUAUGCCGCAAGAGAUGCCUUUGGUAUCCUCGAUCUUAUUGAGGAUUCCAAGCAGACAUUCAGGGGUGAUCAAUACAGCUACAGGUUAUUUGAUUCCAGCGGGAAGGUCAUCGCGCAUGAAGACUCUAGUUCCCGAUUCGCAAGGCUAAAAGAUGGAAUGAGAUAUAAGCGGGGAGGUGAGGCAAAAUACUGGAUUCCUAAACCGGGAGAAGUCAGAGGGGAGCUGAGUAUGAAUACGCCGCUAUUAAAUUCGAAUGGAGGACCGAGCGGCGCUGGAGAUCCGACGCCGAAGUACAACCACGGCGCUACAGAUGAAUCUGCGUUAGAUCCCGAUGAUGAGAGCCUAUAUACCAGAGCCCGGGAGUUAGAGUUUGGGGACUGGAAUUAUCCUGUCAUCACCGCAAACGUGCCAACGAGAGACCGCUGGCUUUCGAGCCAUCCAGACAUAUAUCAAUCGCGUUCUGGCGCUUGGCCACCGGUAACGACAACUUCAAGUGCCGAGACUGUAACGAGCAAAAAGAAGAAAGGCAAAGAGAAUCAAUCCAAGCACGCACCUGAACCUCCCCCGGAACCGACGGCUGUCGCUGCUGAGGAAUCACAGUCCAAAGGUCCACUUGGCGCGCCUGUCCUCUCGACCUCUGAUCCUCAAAUCUUGAAAGAGGAAGCCGAGGAAGAAGAUCUGUUCAAAGUAGGAGACCCAACACCUGAUAAAGUAUCUCCUGGAGGGCAAGAGGCCAACCAAUGGGGUAAUGAUGGAGCGGGGCAUAAUACAAACAGCCCGAUAUUCAGUCCUGAAAACGAAGACGAGUUCCGGAACGUUUGGGGUAGCGACCCUCUGUAA